AUGAGUAUCCUACCUUUGGCGUAUGUUGAAGCUCGCAGUAUAACCACUCCCCCGUCUACAUGGUACCUGCCCGCAGGCUGUGCUGUUGUUGUGGUGAAGGUCAGCUCUGAGGACAGUCUGGUAAGAAAAAGAAGAGAGUGGAUUCUCCCGCCAAAGCCACUGAGGGAAAAUAAAGACUAUACUGACCGAGAAUCGAUCGCCAAGAUUCGAUCAGAUUUUGAAACUUCAGAUAAUAUUGUCUACUCCCUGGAAGGCGUCGGUGCAAACAAGUAUCCCUUCCAUGUGUUUGUAGUCGACCCUAAAAGUGGACUUAUUCGUGUGACCCAAGAGCUGGACAGGGAAGUCAUUGAUAUGUACAAUCUGUCAGGUAUUGCUACGUUCAGUGAUGGCAGAGAGGCAGAGAAAAGAAUUGAUAUACGGAUCAAGGUUGUAGAUGAGAAUGACAACUCUCCAGUGUUUGGUGUCAUCAAGCCCGUCGAUCUGGAUGAGCUCUCCCCUGUAGGAACUGUAGUCACGAAAGUCGUUGCAACUGAUGCUGACGAACAAGGGAAUAAGAACUCUCAGAUUGCCUAUUCAAUCGUGGAUCAGAAGCCAGAUAAUGGCAUGUUCUACAUGACCAGAGAUGGAACCAUCCGUGUCGCAGAGUCUAUCCUGGACAGAGAGACAAUAGAUCAGUACAUUCUGACAGUGAAAGGUCAAGAUCUAAAUGGCAGCCCAGAGGGAAACACUGGAACCGGCACUGUUACCAUUAAUAUCCAAGAUGUGAAUGACCACCCUCCCACUCUGGAAUUCGAGGAGUAUGAAGGCAGCAUUAUGGAGAACACAGAGGGUGUGGAGGUGAUGAGAUUCAAAACAGAGGACCUGGACGUGAAGGAUACAGACAACUGGGAAGCCGUGUUUGAUAUUGUCAAGGGCAACGAGGCUGGGUACUUCAGCAUCAAAACAGACCCUAACACCAAUGAGGGUGUCCUUAUGCUUGACAAGGGUGUGGAUUAUGAGAAAAUUAAAGACCUUGAACUAGGAGUAGCCGUGAGGAACAAGGCUCCACUGCAUGAAUCUGUAAAUCCUGUAGGCAUAGGAGGGGGAUCUGGAGGGGGAUCUGGUGGAGCCGGUGGAGCCGGUGGAGCCAGUGGUGCCAGUGGUGCCAGUGGUGCCAGUGGUGGUGGUACAGGGGGUGGGUCCGGAGGAUCAUCAUGGCAAAGCGGGACCACAAUUAAAACCUAUCCAAUCAAAAUCAAUGUGAAGAACCAGCCUGAAGGGCCACGCUUUGACCCCAAAGUCAAAGCUAUUCCCAUCUCAGAGGGAGACACGUCCUUUAACAUUAAAAAUGUUAUUGCCCACUACCCUGCUAUAGAUGGAGACACAGGAGAGCCAGCUGAGAAUGUCAGGUAUGCCAAAGGUUCAGAUCCUGGCAACUGGCUAAUCAUUGACCCAAAGACAGCUGAGAUCAAACUGAACAAGUUGCCUGACAGAGAAUCUCCACUCUUGGUCAAUGGGACAUACUUUGCUGAAGUACUCUGCAUUACAGACGACAUGCCGGCUAAAACAGCCACUGGCACCAUAGCCAUCCAGGUGGAAGAUUUUAAUGACCAUUGCCCCACCCUGACCAGUACAAUCCACACCCUGUGUGCCAUGGAUGAUGCUGUUAUCGUCAGCGCUGAAGAUAAUGAUGCAUUCCCUAACGGACCUCCUUUUCACUUUUCCAUUGUCCCAGAGGGCACUGAGGGCAAAUGGCAGGUGGAAUAUCUUAAUGACACUGCAGCUAUCUUGAGAUCCCAGGAGUCCUUGUGGCCUGGUAUGUACGAGGUGGAAUUUUUGGUGAAGGACGGGCAGGGAGUGGCCUGUCCAAAUCCCCAAAAAGUGAUGGUCCAGGUCUGCACCUGUGAGGAUGGAGUGGUAUGUGGAAAACGAGGCGCCAAUGGUAAACCCAGCAAGGGAACAGAGUUAGGACCUGCAGGAAUCGGAUUGCUACUACUGGGCCUUUUGCUGUUACUACUCAUUCCUCUGUUGCUGCUUUUCUGCCAAUGUGGGGCUGGUGCUGGUCUGCCAGGGGGCUUUACUGAGAUGCCUUUCGACACCAAAUCGCACCUCAUUAACUACCACACUGAGGGCCAGGGAGAGAACACGGAAGUGCCACUAAUAAACUUGCCAGUACAGACGGAUGCGGGUCCCAUCAAACAAACCAUUGGCUCAGUUAAAAACGUUUCAGCAGGAAAUAACUUCCUCACUUCCAUAGACGGACUCAAUGGGGCUGUUCAGGAGGAUGUCGGUUUUGGUUUCCAAACGGGGCAAACAAGUGGAAGUCGAUGGGAUACAAGUUACUCUGGGUUUGAGGGUAUGGAGGCAGUAGGAGGAGGAGUAGCAGGAGGAAUAGUAGGAAGUGCAGUGGGUGGAGGAAUCACUGAUGGUAUGGCUCUGCCAGACCACUUCCUGGGACACUACUACACUCAGAAAGCAUCUGGUGGCGAAAACCUUGGAGUGAAGGACGGUCUGCUGGUGUACGACUUUGAAGGUCAGGGCUCCCCUGCUGGUUCAGUGGGCUGCUGCAGCCUCCUGGAGUCUGACAAUGACCUGCAGUUUCUCGACGACCUUGGACCAAAGUUCAAGACCCUGGCAGAGGUGUGUGGGGGCAAGAAGAUCCAAACUGAAGUCAAGCAGGUGUUCACUCCACUGCCCAGUUCCUCCAUCAAAACCCCAACCUCAGUAUCAAAUUUGACAACUGCCACACAGCUGCCCCCUCUACCCAAGCUGCAGCCAACUGUCCCCAAAACAGAACAGACAGUGGUCACAGAGACAUCUCAGCAUUCUAAGGUGAAGAAAGAAAGCACAGCUACAUUGAGAGAAGGGAUGACCACAGUGAAUAAAGGGGUGACAAAUCAAGGCCAGAUGCUCCUGCUACAGCAACAGCAGCCUGUCUUCUACACCACCACCCCUGUGAUGCAGCCAAUGCACUACGUAGUCCAGCCACAAGUUCAAAACACCAUGCUGCUGGCUGAGGCACCAGCUACAAACCUGCAGGGCAUGGUCCUAGUCAACGGAACCCAGACUGGACCUGCCCAAGGCAUGGUAGUCCAGGGGCAGACAGUGAUGUCCAGUGGACAAGCCCAGGGCCCUGGCUUAGUGCUGGUUGAGAGGGGUGGGGUCCAAGGUGGUGGUGCCAACCUGAUCCACGCUGCCAACCCCUCUGGCUUGCAGACCAUGAUGGUCGUGGAGGGCAAGGUCCCAGCAGGAUCAAUGCAAGUUCUUACAGGCAGCCAGAUGCAUCAUGUUCAGGGGGGCACUCUACAGUCAGGAGGGCUUUCAGGAUCUCAGAGAGUCCUGAUGGUCGGUUCACCAACAAGCAGUGGAGGGCAGCUGGUCCAGGAGGCAGGAGGUCUGUCCCAGAAGAGCAAUCUCUUUGACUCUCAAAGAGUCCUCUACAGCCAGGAUAUGUCCACUGGUUCUCAGAGAAGCAUGUUGGGUUCCUCUUCCACCACAUCAAGCACAUCCCCCACCUACCACAAGGUAGUAGUGCAGGAAACAAGAGAAAUUCACUGA
Molecule: messenger RNA, 3537 nt
Organism: Scomber japonicus (chub mackerel)
Lineage: Eukaryota; Metazoa; Chordata; Actinopteri; Scombriformes; Scombridae
Product: desmoglein-2.1-like
Exons: 14
Coding region: 1-3537 (1178 amino acids)
Biological process (GO): homophilic cell-cell adhesion
Cellular component (GO): plasma membrane; desmosome
Molecular function (GO): calcium ion binding
Source: RefSeq, a predicted model, not a curated record